AUGAAUAUCGCGAUUCAAUUCUACAGUUCCGUGUUAAACGUGCCUAGGCCCCCAGGGGCAGAGGGCCUUUUACAUCUUAUUUAUCAUCGGAAAUUUCACAAAAAGAGCAUCUACCUCUAUGUUCAUAUCUUUACUGGUCUGACAGAGGCACUUCGUUACCGAAUCUCUGAAACAUUACAAGGCCAUUCUGACAUUCUGCCUGAUUAUAUCAGUGUAUUGUCUUGUUUCAUUUGGUCUUGGACGAGCUUUGAGCUUGUGAAGACACUCCGUCGAGGAGACCCUCUCACCACCCGCCCUCCUUAUCAGGCCGCUGCUCUUCUGCGUCUAUUUAUCACGCUCCUUUCUUACCUCUUCUGUUUACCCAGCCUGCACAGAGUCUCUAUAACCUCUCUGGAUAGCUUUAUCUAUGCCCGGUUCGCGAUCUUCUUUUUCACCUACGCUCCAUAUAUCCGAAAUCUCUUCUAUGGUGCUAUAUACAGGAUCUCCAUUCCACUUGCCGCAACACUAAGUGUCCAUGAAAGCCGAGUCCCUGGAGCGUCAUUGGUAUUUGUUCUCGCAGCUGCCUAUGUCGCGAGACUCAAUGAGUGGGUGACGCAAAAAUCACGAUCCUUGAGAAAUCCGGAGUCAUCGGUCAACAUCUCAAUACGCACGAAAGCUUUAGUAUCGAUAAUUCUGAGGAUUGGAUUUGCCGAGUUGGAGGAAUUAAUGGCAACUUCAAAGGCCAGUGGGCUAGAGAAGCCUGUACAGGUACAGGAUGAAUAUGUCCCGGAAAAAUAUAGCUCCUUCAUAGACUAA
This is a messenger RNA of Penicillium malachiteum, 795 nucleotides long. RefSeq lists its product as uncharacterized. The transcript has 3 exons. Bases 1 to 795 code for a protein of 264 amino acids. The record is from RefSeq and is a predicted model, not a curated record. Lineage: Eukaryota; Fungi; Ascomycota; Eurotiomycetes; Eurotiales; Aspergillaceae.